AUGAGGUCUCUGGUUUUUGCCCUACUCCUGGGAGCUGUGUUUGCCACAGAGGAUGACAAAAUUGUUGGAGGGUAUGAGUGUACGCCUCAUUCUCAGCCCCAUCAGGUGUCUCUGAACUCUGGCUACCACUUCUGUGGUGGCUCCCUGGUCAACGAGUACUGGGUGGUGUCUGCUGCCCACUGUUACAAAUCGUCAUUUGACCUCUCUUUCAGCAAAAUGGACAUUGUUCUGGGUGAUCACAACCGUUGGUUCAUGGAUGGCAAUGAACAGAUCAUUCCUGCUGCCCGCGUGAUCCCGCAUCCCAACUAUGAGUCCUGGUUCGUUAACAAUGACAUCAUGCUGAUCAAGUUGAGCAAACCUGCCACUAUCAACCAGUACGUCCAACCUGUGGCUCUGCCCACUAGCUGUGCUCCUGCUGGCACUAUGUGCAAAGUCUCUGGAUGGGGCGUGACCAUGAGCUCCUCUGCUGAUAGCAACAAGCUACAGUGCCUGGACAUCCCCAUCCUGUCUGAUGAGGACUGUGACAACUCCUACCCUGGCAUGAUCACCGAGGCCAUGUUCUGUGCUGGAUACCUGGAGGGAGGCAAGGACUCCUGCCAGGGUGACUCUGGUGGUCCUGUUGUAUGUAACAGGGAGCUGCAGGGUGUUGUGUCCUGGGGCUUUGGGUGUGCAGAGAAAAAUCACCCCGGUGUCUAUGCCAAGACCUGCAUAUUCACAGACUGGCUGCACAGCACCAUGGCCACUUACUGA
This is a messenger RNA of Thunnus maccoyii (southern bluefin tuna), 750 nucleotides long. Its product is annotated as trypsin-2-like. Lineage: Eukaryota; Metazoa; Chordata; Actinopteri; Scombriformes; Scombridae. The record is from RefSeq and is a predicted model, not a curated record. Bases 1 to 750 code for a protein of 249 amino acids. The transcript has 6 exons. Gene Ontology annotation, biological process: proteolysis. Gene Ontology annotation, molecular function: serine-type endopeptidase activity.